AUAAAUUUCUUUUUAUUUUUAUUGUUCCUCUUUUUCUGACUUCGAAAAGAAUCAGGAACUAUUUUUCUUUUUUUCUUAAUUUUUUGAGUUCGAAUUGAAUAUAAAUCGGUAUUUGGUUUUGGGUCAAAAUGUAACAAGAACUCUAGAGUCUUCAGUCUGUCGGCGGCGAGGACUAGGAGAGACAAUUCAACUCACUCUUUUAAUUGGUUGAGUUGUUGUCUUCGUUGAUCCAUUUAAUCAUCAAACUUGUAAAAAAUUUGAAAAUGGCUAUGGCGGGUUUGUACAGGCGGAUUCUUCCUUCUCCUCCAGCAAUCGAAUUCGCUUCCUCCGAAGGGAAGCAACUCUUCAUAGAAGCUGUUCAACAUGGGACUAUGGAAGGUUUUUAUAGGCUAGUCUCUUAUUUUCAAACACAAUCAGAGCCUGAGUUUUGUGGUCUGGCCAGCCUAUCAAUGGUAUUGAAUGCCCUUGCCAUCGAUCCAGGAAGAAAAUGGAAAGGACCUUGGAGAUGGUUUGAUGAAUCUAUGUUGGAUUGUUGUGAACCACUGGAAAAGGUCAAAGCCAGAGGCAUCUCGUUGGGAAAACUUGUAUGUUUGGCUAAUUGUGCUGGAGCGAAAGUCCAAGCUUUUCGAACAAAUCAAAGUACCAUUGAUGAUUUUCGCAAAUACUUACAUAGAUGCUCCACUUUGGAUGAUUGCCAUAUCAUUUCGUCUUAUCAUAGAGUAGCAUUUAAACAGACGGGAACUGGUCAUUUUUCGCCUAUUGGUGGCUAUCAUGUUGGGCAGGACAUGGCACUUAUCUUGGAUGUUGCACGCUUUAAGUAUCCUCCUCAUUGGGUUCCGGUCAAACUUCUUUGGAAAGCUAUGGAGCACAUAGAUGAAGCAACAGGACAGCGUAGAGGGUUCAUGCUUAUAUCCAGGCCGGACAGGGAGCCAGGAUUGCUCUAUACUCUGAGCUGUAAACAUGAGGACUGGGUUAACAUAGCGAAGUACUUGAAGGAUGAUGUUCCUCUUCUCUUGAAGUCGGAGAACCUUAAAGACACACAGGAUGUUUUAACAGUUAUAUUUGCAUCACUGCCCUUAAAUUAUAGUGAUUUUAUCAAGUGGGUUGCUGAGGUCCGAAGGAGAGAAGAUAGUGGUCAAAGUUUAAGCCCAGAGGAGAAAGCAAGACUUGCUCUGAAGGAAGAGGUGUUGAAACAGGUACAGGAGACAGACCUUUUCAAACUCGUAGGGGAAUUUCUUACUCUAGAAGGUUCAUGCCGUAAGAUGCUUACACUGUCUCAUGAAAAAAAUUUGCCUGAGAUUGCUGCGAGUGUAUGUUGCCAAGGAGCAGAAAUACUGAAUGGGAAUACAGGUGUCUCAGCUGGUUACUGUUGUCGUGAAACAUGUGUGAGAUGCUUCAGUGCCAACGGUGACAAGCCUGUUACAGUUGUGUGUGGAAUGGUUGUUAAUGGCAACAAUGAACAGGAGUUUGACAUGUUGGUUCCAUCAUCAUCACAAGUAAGAUCUGGAUGCUGCUUUUCUGGCACGAAAAAUGGAAUCGGGAUUCAUCCAGCCACCAGUGAUGUGUUAACAACACUUCUUCUUGCCUUGCCUGCCCAAACAUGGAUCGGUAUAAAAGAAGAGAAGCUUUUGCGGGAAGUACAAAAACUUGUUUGCACGGAAAGUCUUCCCACCUUGCUUCAAGAAGAGAUAGCUUCUAAUGUUAGAGGAGCUUCUAAUAUCCAUCAAAUUGGUGCAGUUUUUUCUAAAGCUCAACGUGAAGAGAGUUGUUAUAACCUAAGGAAAAUUUGUUAAAGGUUCUACUUUAGUGAUCGAGGCAACUAUUUGUAAAGCUUCAAAUCAUCAGGAUAAUGUAAUGAGAAACCUUAUGCACUCGUGAAUCUUGCUAGAAAUUGAUGGAAGACAGGCAAAUUCAAAGGGAAAUAAGCCUAGUGAGAGAGCAGUAACCAAUGGUCUUCUAGUGCAAAUGCAAUAGAAUUUUACAUAAAGAACUAUAAAGUAUCUUUUAGGAAUGAAAUGUACUAGAUUAAAAAACAAAAAAAAAAAAGAAAAGGAAAUUUUGCUAAUGAGAGGAAAUAUUGACUUAUGAGACAGGGUUUAUGACAGGAAUGACAUUAGAGGAAUAUUAAAGGUACAUUAGUAAUUAGUUAAAUAGUUUGUUAGAGAAGCCUGAUUAUAAAUACAGUGGGUAGGGAAGAAUGGGGUAGGCAAUUUUUUGGUGAUUCAAUUAGAGCUUGAGAGUGCUCUCAAGAUUGAGAAGGUUAAAGUACCUCAAACACUUAGUUUAUUUUGUAUUUUUGUUAUCUUUCAUAGUUCAAUAUAUUUGGGUUCUAUCAGUUUACUUGGUUUUGGAUAGCUGAAACUCUUGCUAAACCAAAUUUGAAGUUGCAAGAUGGAAUAGGUGAAUAGGUCAAAGAUAAGGAGAUAUAUCGAACACUUGCAGGUAGACUCAUUUAUUUGACUCACAAACGACUUGAUAUUGCCUUUGCAAUGAGCAUGAGCAAGCCAGUUCAUGCUUUCUCUUGGCUCAAUUCACUUUGAAGCUAUUUAUAGGAUUCUGAGAUAUUUAAAAAUGAACCCUAGGCAAGAUAUGUUGUUUGGAAAGCAUGGUCAACUGUAGGUUGAAGUUUCUGCUUAUGCCAAUUGGGCAGGUAGUAUCGCACAUAAACUAUCUUGAAGGCAACCUAGUUAUUUGGUGAAACAAAAAACAAAAUUUAGUGGCAAGAAUUAGUGUUGAAGUAGUUUGGUGCUUUAGUCCAUGGUAUUUGUGAGGGUCUAUGGAUAGAAAAGACUUUUUAAAGAAUUGAAGCUCUCAAAAGUACCUAAUACAUAUUUACCGUGAUAACAAGAUUGAGAUGAAUAAAUAUUUCAAAAUAAUAAUAAUAAUAAAUAAAUAAAUAAAUGUGAUGAAAAUAAUAGACGAAGAAGAAGAGAAGAACACAAAAGGUUUACAUGGAAAAUCUUAAAAUCAGGGAGAAAAAAUUACGAUAGAGACUUAUUUUUUAUUAUUGAAGUUGAUACUUAAAAUACAAGGAGAUUGCUCAAAUAAAUAGACAAGAAAAAAUUCUAGGUCAAUGGAAAAAUUACAAAUAUGCCCCUAGUGCAAUACAACUAUUUUCGACACUCUCCCUCAAGUGGGGGCGUAAAUAUCAAUAAGACCCAAAUUGCUGAUACAAUAGUCAAAACUCUGUCUCAACAAUCCUUUUGUGAGGACAUCUGCAACCUACUAAUUUGAAAGAAUGUAGGGAAUGCAUAUGCUUCCAUUGUCUAGUCUCUCCUUGAUGAAAUGUCUAUCGAUCUCAAUAUGUUUAGUUCUAUCAUGUUGAACUGGAUUAUUGGCAAUACUUAUUGCUGCUUUAUUGUCGCAAAACAAUUUCAUUGGAAGUUUGCUGUCUUGAUGAAGAUCUGUCAAUACUUUCUUUAACUAGAUCUCUUCACAUAUUCCUAGACUCAUGGCCGGUACUCGGCUUUAGCACUACUUCUGGCUACAACCCCUGUUGACCAGGUUGCCCCAGACAAAUAUGCAGUACCUAGACGUCAACUUUCUAUUAACAGCAGAACCUGCCCAGUCAGAGUCGAUGUAGGCUUCAAUGCAACGUUUAUUGGACUUACUGAACAUUAAGCCCUUACCAGGAGUUGCCUUCAGAUACCGUAAAAUGCGUUCAACAGCUAUCAUAUGUUCCUCGCAGGGGGCUUGCAUAAACUAAUUGACAACACUCAUUGCAUAUCGGGUCUAGUGUGGGAUAAGUAGAUUAACUUCCCAACUAAUCGCUGAUAUCUCUCUUUGUUGACGGGAACUCCGUUGUCUGUAUUGCUAAGCUUUGCAUUAUACUCCACAGGGGUGUUCACAGGUUUACACCCAGUCAUUCCUGUCUCCUUGAGAAGGUCAAGAGUGUACUUUCGUUGAGAGACUGAAAUACCUUCUUUUGACCGAGCCACUUCCAUCCCAAGGAAAUAACUUUCCCAGGUCUUUAAUUUCAAAUUCCUCGGCCGUUCUUGCUUUAAGUCUCAUAAUUUCAACAUUACAUCACCAGACAACACAAUAUCAUCGAUAUAAACAAUAAGAACCGUGAUCUCCCUUGAACCUGACUUCUUUGUGAAUAACGUGUGGUCUGAGUGCCCUUGAUUAUACCCCUGAGCUUUAACAAAGCUGGUGAAUCUGUCAAACCACGCCCUCGGGGACUAUUUCAAGCCAUAUAACGAAUUCCUUAUUCUGCAAACCCAAUGCUUAAACUGGCUUUCAAAAUCGGGGGAGGGCUCAUGUAGAUUUCCUCUUCAAGUUCUCCAUUAAGAAACACGUUUUUUCCAUUUAAUUGAUGAAGGGGCCAAUCUUUAUUCACUACAACAGACAACAACACCUGGACAGUAUUAAACUUGGCCAUAGGGGAGAAUAUCUCAGAAUAAUCUAUUCCAAAGGUUUGAGUAAAGCUUCUAGCGACCAAUCUAGCCUUGUAUCUAUCAAUCGUGCCAUCAGACUUGCACUUUACGGUAAAGACCCAUCUGCAUCCAAUCGUCUUGUGUCCUUCGGGAAGAACAACCUGAUCCCAAGUCCUGUUUUUCUCUAAAGCCCUCAUUUCUUCCAUCACUGCAGCCUUCCAUUCAGGAGUUCCCAUUGCAACAUGGAUACUACUCGGUACCAUCACUGUAUCUAGAUUGGUAGUAAGAGCCUUGAACUCGGGAGAUAAUUUAUUGUACUAUAUGGAUCUAGGGAUUUGAUUCUUACUGGAUACACGGAUUUUGACUUUCAGACUGAUAAGGACUCUCGCAAGUCCAUUUCAUGGU
This is a messenger RNA of Benincasa hispida (wax gourd), 4781 nucleotides long. Its product is annotated as glutathione gamma-glutamylcysteinyltransferase 1-like. NCBI's taxonomy places the organism in Eukaryota, Viridiplantae, Streptophyta, Magnoliopsida, Cucurbitales, Cucurbitaceae. The record is from RefSeq and is a predicted model, not a curated record. Gene Ontology annotation, molecular function: glutathione gamma-glutamylcysteinyltransferase activity; metal ion binding. Gene Ontology annotation, biological process: cellular detoxification of cadmium ion; detoxification of copper ion; phytochelatin biosynthetic process.